GCCGCCCGCCCAGCGCUUCCCCGGCCCGCGUCUUCCCCGGUGCCGCGGGGGGGCCGCACCGCCUCCCUCGGCCGCCUAUAUAGGGACAGCGGCGGUGGGCGGCAGGGCUGCCCGGGCGGGCGGCGUGCUGUGGUUUGAGGCUUGGAUUUGCUUUGGAAGUAACAGAGCAGUUGUUGCCUCCCUGUAUCUACGUGCUGUUUAUAAUCUGCUAGUAUUAUUACAAAUAGGAAAAAAAUAGGAGAGAAGGUGGGGAGUCAAGAUAGGGGGAUAUAUUCCUGCCACUUGAUGGAAACUAUGCUUCUGUAAUCAAUAGAAAGGAGACAAGUAUCUGGACACCUGCCAGGAAACUGGGAGACUUCACGCUGAAAUAGCUGUUAAAUAAGUGUGAAGCAUGAGGAUCAACUCUGCUGUUCAGGCUGCUAUUGACCUCACAGCAGGAGCUGCAGGAUAUGGAGGUGAAGCACGUGACCUCAGCCAGUGUUGUAACUGCAUCACUAUCACUCGUCCCUGGUGAAACCCCUGUCAGACAGUGAUGGUGUAACCCUUAUUUCAGACUAAUAAUUUUCCAGGAGGAGGUGGAACAGCAUGCGUGGUGACUGGCCAGCCCUUUGACACUGCGAAGGUGAAGAUGCAGACAUUCCCUGACCUGUACAAAGGAAUUGUUGACUGUUUUGUGAAAACUUAUAAGCAAGUGGGGUUUCGAGGCUUCUACAAGGGAACCACACCAGCGCUUGUAGCCAACAUUGCGGAGAACUCCGUUCUGUUCAUGUGCUAUGGAUUUUGCCAACAAAUUGUGAGAAGAAUUGUUGGAGUAGACAGGAAAACAAAGCUCAGUGAUCUGCAGAAUGCUGCUGCAGGCUCCUUCGCCUCUGCCUUUGCCACCCUUGUCCUCUGCCCAACGGAGCUGGUGAAGUGCCGGCUGCAGGCCAUGCACGAAAUGCAGUUGUCAGGAAAGAUAAUCCAGGGACACAAUACAGUUUGGUCAGUAGUGAAGGGUGUUAUUCAAAAGGAUGGUCCCCUUGGAUUUUACCGUGGUCUGUCAAGCACUUUGCUGCGGGAAGUCCCAGGCUAUUUCUUCUUCUUUGGAGGGUAUGAACUGAGCCGGACAUUCUUUGCCUCUGGGAGAUCAAAAGAUGAAUUAGGUCCCAUUCCGUUGCUACUAAGUGGAGGUUUUGGAGGCAGCUGUCUGUGGAUUGCUGUGUAUCCUGUGGACUGUGUCAAAUCUAGAAUUCAGGUUCUUUCAAUGGCUGGAAAACAGACGGGCUUUAUGGGAACAUUUGUGACUGUUGUGAGAACAGAAGGUGUACUUGCCUUGUAUUCUGGACUAAAGCCAACUAUGAUCCGUGCAUUCCUGGCCAAUGGGGCACUAUUCCUUGCUUAUGAGUACAGCCGGAAACUUAUGAUGCAACAAAUAGAUUCUUACUGAUACCUUCUAGCAGAUGGAGAACAAAAGGUUGUGUGAGGAUCACUUUAAUAAUCAAAAAUGUGUAGAUCACAUCAUGGUCUGAGCAGGGCCAAAUCAGUGACCUGAUUUUAGGAACUCCAGUUUAGGAUUUGUAAUCUUUUAAAUACAGGUGAUUUUAGAGAGAUGUGUACAUGCUGCUUGAAUUGGACCAGCAGAACUAUCUCCAUCUUGCAGAUUCUGUGCUAGGUACAUUGCAUGUCAUAAAUGGUAUUUUCCUGACCUGUAAUGGUGCUAAAAUAACUUCUGUUGACCUGUUGGGUUUGGUGUAACAUGCAGUGGUAGGCUAUGAUUUAAAAUCCAUGCUGUGGUGGUGAACUUUCCAAGUGGUUGCUGGCAAGCGUCUGACUCAAACUAAUGGCAGUCCUGUCUGAUCUUGCUGAGAAUGACUAACUGACACAUAUCCCUCAGCUAGACCCCUGCGCUUUUCCAGCUCCCUUCUGCUCUGUGACUUUCCAAGGUCAUGGCACUUGGUGACUGACUUGUGACCUCUGUCCCAUGAAUGGACUUAUACAAGGUAGGGAGUGAACACUUCCUACUUUAAUGACUCAGAGGUGAGAUAUGCCUGCUUUUGACAUAAAAACACAUGGUUACUGGAUUUAAGGAGUCUAGGCAGUGUUUUAUUAUUUUCUAAAUCCAAGAAGUGCUGGACUACACCAAGCACCACUGAAUUAAAUACUUAACAUAAGGGCGACUGCUGGAAAUGUCUGCUGGCUCUGAGCACAGAAUUGUAACUUUGUGUAGGCUCCUGUUUGGGGUCACCUUGACAUGAAUGAGUCCAUGUGCUUGAAGGGCGGGAAGCUGGAGAGGAGCAGAAAGCCAGAACUGAGUUCUUAGAGACAACUGACACCAUGGUCUCCAUGGCGUAGUGCUUGCUUGUGCUGGAGUUCUGCCCCAAGCUGUGUCUCCUCAGCUGAGUGGAAAAAGCUCAUGUGACCGGAUAGUUCAUGUCACCCUCAGGCCUGGAGGGCAUGUGUGCUUGGUCAUGUUACUUGAUUAAAUGUGCAGUUAGUCAGUGUUACCCAAAAUGACGCAGUAACACCUAUUUCUAGCUACCACUGUCUUUAAGUAGCGUGUUCUUUAUACAAGCAUGCUCUCCCUUAUAAGCAGCAGCUACUGCUUAUCCUGAGAGAAGGCAAAUCAGGUCUCGGUAGCAACACAGUUCAAGACUCAGGCCUGGAGUUGUACAGAGGGAUGUUGUCUGUGUGCUGUAAGUGACAACCCACCCUUGUGGAGGGCACAGAACAGGCUGCCCCCUGGGAUCAGCAGAGAUCUUUGACCCACUGAGAUCAUCAGAGCUACACAGAGAUUAGCAACUUGUCACAGCAACCACAGCUUAGCUGUGACUGUCAUCAGUCACUGACCAGUUUUGCGUGUUACAGCUUCCCCUUCAGAUCCAGACACAGGUAAAAGCUUUAGCCAUAGAUGAAAGCAUCUCGGUACCUACUGCCUCUCGCAGCAGAGCCAGGGUGCACUUAAACUGCCUACUGCACUGCAUUGUUACAGCCCCUUUGACGAAAGGUGAUUGCUGGAGUUCCACAAACUCUUCUUGCUUCCCCAGCUUUCACACACAGCAAGAACUGCUUAUCUCCCUUUCAUACACCCCUGAGAACAGUUACAAGCAGAGCAGGGCUGAAGAAUCUUCUGUUUAUUGCAACAAUUUACCUUGAGUGACUGGCACACCGGGACAGUAAUACUGUGCAUUGUCAGUACUUUAAAAGGAAUUUAUGCCAAAUGUUUAAAUAAUUCAGGUGGGAGGCUUUAAGAGUUGUUAGAUUUCCCCUUCUUUUCAAAGUUGUCUACCCAAGAGAAAUAGUAUAUUUGUACAUGUUUCUAAUAGUUAUGAAAAGGCAAGGACUCACUCCACAUCAGUGGAAUACUUCAAUCUAUUUCUUAGAUUUGUCUUUGCUUUCAUUUUUUAAAGCUCAUGGUUGCAGUUUUUAAUAUAAAAGUUGAAGCUUCAAAAGAAGCAAGAUACUUAGAACUGAACCCACAGCAAGAAGCUGGGGGCUGAAGUAGACAUGCAUUUUGAGACUUUACCUUUUGAAGUUGAUAGGAGCAGUAAUUUUUUCCAUUCACAGCUGCUUAAGCUGUACACAUGUAUCAGUUGUUCAGCUAAGAACGUCAUAAUGUUGGAAUAGGAAUUCAUGGGAAUAAAGUUUGAUUUGAUUAACUGA
This is a messenger RNA of Grus americana (Whooping crane), 3639 nucleotides long. It is a transcript of the gene SLC25A15, whose product is annotated as solute carrier family 25 member 15. The transcript is spliced from 10 exons. The record is from RefSeq and is a predicted model, not a curated record. NCBI's taxonomy places the organism in Eukaryota, Metazoa, Chordata, Aves, Gruiformes, Gruidae. Gene Ontology annotation, biological process: mitochondrial L-ornithine transmembrane transport. Gene Ontology annotation, molecular function: L-ornithine transmembrane transporter activity. Bases 629 to 1426 code for a protein of 265 amino acids.